GGUCAAACACAGAUUCCUACUGGAAAUCCAUUAUAUGAAUCUUAUUACAAGCAGGUCGAUCCCGCAUACACAGGGAGAGUUGGGGCGAGUGAAGCCGCUCUUUUUCUGAAGAAGUCUGGGCUCUCCGAUGUUAUCCUUGGAAAGAUAUGGGACUUGGCUGACCCAGAAGGUAAAGGGUUCUUGGACAAACAGGGUUUCUAUGUUGCACUGAGACUGGUGGCCUGUGCCCAGAGUGGCCAUGAUGUUACCUUGAGCAGUCUGAAUCUGAACAUGCCGCCACCAAAAUUCCAUGACACCAGCAGCCCUCUGAUGGUCACGCCGCCCUCUGCAGAGGCCCACUGGGCUGUGAGGGUCUGGGACCUCAGUGACAUCGACAAGGACGGGCACCUGGACCGGGAUGAGUUCGCUGUGGCUAUGCACUUGGUGUACCGAGCCCUCGAGAAGGAGCCUGUGCCCUCCAUCCUGCCCCCAUCCCUCAUCCCGCCCUCCAAGAGAAAGAAGACCGUGUUCCCUGGUGCUGUGCCUGUCCUGCCUGCCAGCCCUCCGCCAAAGGACAGCCUCCGCUCCACGCCGUCCCAUGGCAGCGUCAGCAGCCUCAACAGCACGGGCAGCUUAUCCCCCAAGCACAGCAUCAAGCAAACACAGCCAAUCAUAAACUGGGUGGUGCCUGUGGCAGACAAGAUGCGAUUUGAUGAGAUAUUCCUGAAGACUGACCUGGACCUGGAUGGCUACGUGAGUGGCCAGGAGGUGAAGGAGAUCUUCAUGCACUCAGGCCUCACCCAGAACCUUCUAGCACACAUCUGGGCCCUGGCCGAUACGAGGCAAACGGGGAAGUUAAGCAAAGACCAAUUCGCGUUAGCUAUGUAUUUCAUUCAGCAGAAGGUCAGUAAAGGCAUCGACCCCCCUCAAGGCCUCUCACCGGACAUGGUCCCGCCCUCAGAGAGAGGCACUCCCAUCCCGGACAGUUCAAGUUCUCUUGGCUCGGGGGAAUUCACGGGUGUGAAAGAGCUUGAUGAUAUCAGCCAAGAGAUUGCUCAAUUACAAAGAGAGAAAUUCUCACUGGAACAAGACAUUAGGGAAAAGGAAGAGGCAAUCAGACAGAAAACCAAUGAAGUACAGGAAUUACAAAAUGAUCUAGAUCGGGAAACGAGCAGUUUGCAAGAGCUGGAAGCUCAGAAACAAGAUGCUCAAGACCGCCUAGAUGAAAUGGACCAGCAGAAGGCCAAGCUCCGGGACAUGCUGAGUGAUGUCCGGCAGAAAUGCCAGGAUGAGACCCAGAUGAUCUCGUCAUUGAAAACACAAAUCCAGUCUCAGGAAUCUGACUUAAAGUCCCAGGAGGAUGAUCUGAACCGGGCCAAGUCGGAGCUGAACCGACUGCAGCAGGAAGAGACUCAGCUGGAGCAGAGCAUUCAGGCAGGCAGAGUCCAGCUGGAGACCAUCAUCAGGUCUCUGAAAUCAACACAAGACGAGAUCAAUCAGGCAAGAAGCAAGCUCUCCCAGCUGCACGAGAGCCACCAGGAGGCCCACAGGAGCCUGGAGCAAUACGACCAGGUGCUUGACGGGGCCCACGGCGCCAGCCUGCCCGACCUGGCCCACCUCAGCGAAGGUGUCUCCCUGGCGGAGAGGGGCGGCUUUGGAGCCAUGGACGACCCUUUCAAAAACAAAGCCUUGUUAUUCAGCAACAACACACAAGAACUGCACCCGGAUCCUUUCCAGGUGGAGGACCCCUUCAAAUCUGACCCCUUCAAAGGAGCUGACCCCUUCAAAGGCGACCCAUUCCAGAAUGACCCCUUUGCAGAGCAGCAGACAGCUUCGACAGAUCCAUUUGGAGGGGAUCCUUUCAAAGAAAGUGACCCGUUCCAUGGCUCUGUCACUGAUGACUUCUUCAAGAAACAGUCAAAGAAUGACCCGUUUACCUCAGACCCGUUCACGAAAAACCCAUCCUUACCUUCAAAGCUCGACCCCUUUGAAUCCAGCGAUCCCUUUUCAUCCUCCAGUGUCUCCUCGAAAGGAUCAGAUCCGUUUGGAACCUUAGACCCCUUCGGAAGUGGGUCCUUCAAUAGUGCUGAGGGCUUUGCUGACUUCAGCCAGAUGUCCAAGCCCCCAACUUCUGGCCCUUUCACCUCCUUGGGAGGGGCAGCAUUCUCAGAUGACCCCUUUAAAAGUAAACAGGACACUCCUGCUCUGCCUCCGAAGAAGCCCGCUCCUCCACGGCCUAAACCGCCCAGUGGUAAAAGUACACCUGUAAGCCAGCUUGGUUCUGCAGACUUUCCCGAGCCCCCUGAUCCAUUCCAGCCACUUGGGGCUGACAACGGCGACCCAUUCCAAAAUAAAAAGGGGUUUGGGGACCCGUUUAGUGGAAAAGAUCCAUUUGUCCCCUCCUCUUCAGCUAAACCUUCUAAGGCCUCUUCCUCGGGCUUUGCAGACUUCACCUCUUUUGGCAAUGAGGAGCAGCAGCUGGCAUGGGCCAAGCGGGAAAGUGAGAAGGCGGAGCAGGAGAGGCUGGCACGGCUGCGGCGGCAGGAGCAGGAGGACCUGGAGCUGGCCAUCGCUCUCAGCAAGGCUGACAUGCCGGCCGCCUAAGCACAGGCCCCGUGCAGGCGACAGGGCACGAGGGUUGGCCAGAGGAGAAAGCGCACACGUCUCUCUCUCCAUCCACACACACAUACACUCAGAGCAUCCCCGGCUCACGUUGUGAUAUGCCACAGCCACCGCAGGUCAAGGACUAGGGCUUUGGGGGGGCUUGUUCAGGGUAAGCAGAUGCAGCUCACCCCUGUGGGUAAGAAACAUGGGUGGA
Messenger RNA from Galeopterus variegatus (Sunda flying lemur), 2797 nucleotides. It is a transcript of the gene EPS15L1, whose product is annotated as epidermal growth factor receptor pathway substrate 15-like 1. The coding region runs from base 271 to 2583 and encodes 770 amino acids. Gene Ontology annotation, cellular component: cytoplasm; plasma membrane. The record is from RefSeq and is a predicted model, not a curated record. Gene Ontology annotation, molecular function: protein binding; calcium ion binding. Gene Ontology annotation, biological process: endosomal transport; endocytosis. The transcript has 23 exons. Lineage: Eukaryota; Metazoa; Chordata; Mammalia; Dermoptera; Cynocephalidae.